AUGGUGUGUGAUACACCUCAAGAUUGGGUACCCAACAAGCCACCCGUGGACAGAAGCACGUGUUCUUGUUCUUGUUUCGACACUGUAUUUAGAGGGUCGUAUGAAAAUCCGGGUAAUGUUGGCUACAAGCACCUGUACUUCAACACGACGGCCAACAUGGCCAAGAUGUGGCUGCUGACAGUCGUCUUUCUUCUCCUCUUCUACGAGAGCCUCCGCUAUCUCUACAAACUCUGGCAACGCAGCUGCUCCGUGCGCUGGGGCUUCCUUCUUCUCUACGUCAUCCAGCUGUACCCUCACUACUACUCGUGGUGGUCUUUCCUCAUGUACUACAACGAGGAGGUGUACUCGUUCUUCACGCAUCACUUCGUCUUCAUGGUCACGGAGCUGCUGUCCACGGUCAUCGUCCUUGUCCUGGCCAACGCCAAGAACCCGCUCAACCACCGCCAGAUCGGCGUCGUUGGCAUCGGCCUGACGCACGUGUUGGUGGCCGGACUUGACCAGUUCGUCGCCCACCUCAUCAGAGGUCAGGGCAAAGCCUUCCAGAACGCUCGCAACAUCGGGCUGAUGGUGCCGGACCUUGUGCAUGUCAUCAUACCUAGUCUAUACUACUACCGCCACAUGCGCAGUACGAACGCUAAAAUGUUCGACGACCGCAGCAGAAGGGAGAUCAUUCUCUUGCUCCUACUAGUGACAGGGGGAGUCUUAUGCGGAAGAGUGCUCUUUCCUUGAUAAUCUGGACAUUGAUCUCAAAAGCUUUUCUAAGUUUGUUUAUUGACACACAAGAGAUGCUGGGUGAAUUAUAGGGUUGAGCCUCAGACACAUAAAACAAAACUGAAGAAAGUGUGAAUGUCUGGGGUGACACAGAAAAUGUCCUCUUGUCUUCCAAUGCUUGUUUUGUUUAUCUGAGGUGCUGUCAUCUGAAGAAGCGUCCUGUCAUAUAUUUUACCUCUACCCGAUGGAUGUGCUUGGGUACAAGUGUUUAAAUAUUUUUGCAAUGCUUGCUUCCAGAAGUCAGUAUUAAUCCCUGCAGAUUGCAAUGAAGGAUUACAGCGGUGGACUGGCGAUCCCAGUCGUGGAUGAUGGGACUAUGUCAUGUGUGGUGGUUUGAAGGUUUCUAUAGCUGUCAAUCCUCACUCGUGCAUCUCGCCUUGCAAGAAGAAGAUCGGUUUAGAACCAUCAGAGGAACCAUCAGCCUUGCUGCUGCAACCUCACUACAUGUGAUCGCCAUGGUUACACAACAACUGGAGCGCACUACAGCCUCCAGAGUCCAUCAGAACCGAUGUAAACAUUUUUACAAUUUUAGAAUCAGAACGAAACGAGGGAAGAGUCGUUAAGCGUUGUCUUACUGUCAAUGUAAGCAUAUAUAUACCCAUGCAGUAACUUCAUGCAAUAAAAAUAUCACAUGAAAGUUC
Molecule: messenger RNA, 1412 nt
Organism: Pomacea canaliculata
Lineage: Eukaryota; Metazoa; Mollusca; Gastropoda; Architaenioglossa; Ampullariidae
Exons: 4
Coding region: 1-729 (242 amino acids)
Source: RefSeq, a predicted model, not a curated record